Molecule: messenger RNA, 1149 nt
Organism: Sceloporus undulatus (fence lizard)
Lineage: Eukaryota; Metazoa; Chordata; Lepidosauria; Squamata; Phrynosomatidae
Gene: DERA
Product: deoxyribose-phosphate aldolase
Exons: 7
Coding region: 120-851 (243 amino acids)
Biological process (GO): deoxyribonucleotide catabolic process; carbohydrate catabolic process
Cellular component (GO): cytoplasm
Molecular function (GO): deoxyribose-phosphate aldolase activity
Source: RefSeq, a predicted model, not a curated record
CUUCUCUUCCCCUUUUCUGCCAAUGGCGAUCUGGCAGGAAGAGGCGGAGGAAAUGCGGCGCCGGGCCCUGGAAGGAGAGCCGGGAUUGGCUUCGCCUUUUGUGCCGCCGCCCCACGAACAUGGCUCCCGCCGCUAGGAACCCCGGGAGCAAGUUCGAUCUCAGUUGGCUUGCACGGGUUCAUGUGAAUCAACCAGCAGUUCUUAGACGGGCAGCCCAAAUUCAGACACAACGUCCUGUGAAAAAGAAUUGGCAGGCUGCUUGGCUUCUGCGUGCUGUCACCUGCAUAGAUCUUACCACCCUUUCGGGCGAUGACACCCCUUCUAAUGUCUACAGGUUGUGUUACAAAGCAAAGCAUCCCAUCAGAGAGGAUCUCUUGCAAGCUCUGAAUAUGCGUGAUCAAGUGCUGUUUGAGGAGAUACGCCAGUUCCGUCAGGCCUGUGGAGAAGCUCAUAUGAAAACCAUCUUGGGGACAGGAGAGCUGGGAUCACUAACUAAUGUCUACAAAGCCAGUCUUGUUGCCAUGAUGGCAGGUACUGAUUUUAUUAAAACUUCCACUGGAAAAGAGGCUGUUAAUGCUACCUUUCCAGUAGGGCUGGUCAUGGUACGAGCCAUCAGAGACUUCUACUGGAAAACUGGCUACAAGGUUGGAUUUAAGCCUGCAGGAGGCAUUCGCACUGCCAAAGAUGCCUUGACCUGGCUCUCAUUGAUGAAGGAAGAACUGGGAGAUGAGUGGCUAAAACCGGAACUUUUUCGCCUGGGUGCCAGUACUUUGCUGGGAGAUAUUGAGAGACAGAUUUAUCACCACGUGACUAGCAGAUAUGCGGCUUACUAUGACAUACCUAUGGCUUAGAUCAGCGACUUAAUUCAUCAUAUGAUGUACAGAGAGAGAAAGGAAGAGACAAUACAUGGGAAGAGGCUUAAAGAAACAAUGUCCUUGACUCUUUACCUGCAGCCAAGCCCAGGAAAUCCUUAUGGAAGGAUUAAAGAGCCAGUGCUCCCAUUUAAUGGUUUCAUUGUGCUUAGAGUGCCCCCAAAAUCUAUGGAUAAAUAUAGAGAGCUUUGGAUUUCAAAGAUUGGCAGUGUUAAUUCUGUUGCAGCUCUUUCACAUUAAUUGCAACAAUGAUAAUAAAAAUAAGAUGACCAACUGA